AUGUGGCUGGUGCGCCGCUGGAGUGGCGAUUGGCCUGAGAUGUGCUAUAUGAUGGCCUUGAAGAUGUUCAAGGCAGUGGAGCGCCCGUGCAAAGAUUGCGAUUGCAGAGAUGAGACGAUGUUUGAUUUUGACGGCACCACGUUCCAUAACACGAAGUUCGUUAGGAACACGCACGAAAUUAUAGACAGUGAAUGGCGCAAACAAUUGGUGCCAGUAGCAAUCAGCACACAAAUCGAGAAGGAUACCCUCAUCAAUUCUAUGCAGUAUUUUAAGAUUUGGCCUUACGGUUACCGCGUCACUAGGGCCGUGCGCAUCGGUAACGUUGAGCUCCAGCGAAUGGAUAAGGUCUUGUGCAACUACGCGUUGCUAGAUAUAGGUGCUAUGAUAUCGAUACCUGUGCCGUGCAUCCUCAUGUUUUUGCAGGCCUGCGAAGAUGUCUGGUCUCACGGGUUGCUCGAUGCUGUGGAGCGUCGACGGCGCGCAUAA
Molecule: messenger RNA, 486 nt
Organism: Prorocentrum cordatum
Lineage: Eukaryota; Dinophyceae; Prorocentrales; Prorocentraceae
Source: the annotation of a GenBank genome assembly